Molecule: messenger RNA, 2121 nt
Organism: Polistes canadensis
Lineage: Eukaryota; Metazoa; Arthropoda; Insecta; Hymenoptera; Vespidae
Gene: nbs
Product: nibrin
Exons: 9
Coding region: 439-2019 (526 amino acids)
Biological process (GO): mitotic G2 DNA damage checkpoint signaling; double-strand break repair via homologous recombination
Cellular component (GO): Mre11 complex
Molecular function (GO): protein binding; damaged DNA binding
Source: RefSeq, a predicted model, not a curated record
GCGCACGUUUUAAUAAAAAUAAUUGCGUUCAGAUAUGAUCGGUUAGAGCGCUGUCAUACUAUUUUAUGCUACUGUACAUUACACAUGAUUUUGAUUGUAUAUUCUAUUGUAUUUUGUAAUGUGUUUGUACAAUCAAAUAGCUUUUUUUAAAAGUUAUAAGUGUAAACAAAACAGUUUUAUAUCUAAACUUUUAAAGUUCGUUUUUUAAAUUGAAGAAUUUUCGUGAUGCUAAAUGUAUUAAGUUACUACGCAUGUGUAGAAAAAAAAACGUAGUUUAUUUGAUAUAAUUUGUCAUUUAUUCUAAUUAAUUGUAUAUGAGAGUUUUAUAAAUUACACAUUAGAGGUUAAUACAAAUUUGAUAUAAUUAACACAAGUGUAUUAAAGUAAAUGUAUAAAUUAUUAUUAAUAUCUCAAAGAGAUAUUAAUUAAUUAUUUAAAAUGUGGUUAUUACAAUCUCGUAAAGGAAAACUCAUAUAUUUAAAACCGAACAUUCCACUAACAAUAGGAAGAACGAAAGGUGAUAUUAUUUUAUCACACGAUGCUUCGAUAAGUAAAAUUCAUGCUUCUUUUGUAGUUAAGACUGAAAUGCAAAUUGUGAAUGGUAAAGCUACAACUUUAUGCAUACUUAAAGAUGAAGGAUCUAGAUAUGGAACUUAUAUUUUUAAAAAUAAUGAAUAUGAAAAGAUUUCAACAAAUGUUCAUUUAAAGGAUCAAGAUUUAAUUAGAAUUGGCAUACAAUAUGAAAUAUUUAUUGUUAAAUAUAUUCCUAUGAUUACAUUAACGUCUGGAUUAGAAGAAGAGGAAAAGAAUAAACUUGAAGGAAUAAUGAAACAAAUAGAUGGUAUUAUUUUAAACAAUUGGCAACAGCAUUGUACACAUUUAACGGUGCUAUGUCCAAAAUUAACGGAAAAGGUAGCUGUAGCAUUAGCAGCUGGUAUAGUUAUCGUUACCGUUGAUUACUGGGAAGCAGUGAAAUUUGCUAUGGAAAAUGAUGAACAUCCAAUUCCUAAAACUGAUAAUUAUAUACCACACAUAAAGGAAGAAUAUAUUCCCAGAGGAAUAGUUUCUCUUCGUCCAAAUGAUAAACGCAAGAAAUUGUUUAGUAAAAAAUCAUUCUAUUUCUAUGAUUUAGACCUAUUCCAUAUGUAUAAAUUAAUGGUAAAAUUAGCAGAUGGAGAGGCAUUUUUCAUAGAUUUGAAAAUUAACCAAGAUUUGUGGUUCAAAGAAGAUGCCGUUCAUAUACAAAUUAAUAAAGACAAUGAAUUAUUGAGAAUUUUGAGGCGACACUACAAUAAUAUAUUUCGGACGUUGCAACGUAAUAAACAAAGAUUUAUAAAUGAUUGUGAAAUACCACUCGCUAUUUUAUAUUGUUCUAUCGAAAAGUACUGUAAUCCAAAAUAUCAGUUUUCAAAUGUUUUUAAAAAAGAAGAAAAAGUUGAUUUUUUUUUACCUGAAACACUUGUAAUGGAUACACAAGAUCUAGAACUGAUAACAAAAGAAGUUUCUGCACCUACACAAAGAUCUUUCUAUAGAAAGCAAAAAGAUGAUGUUAAGAAAUCAUCCGAAUUUGUUGAUAAUAUUGACAGAUACACCGAAGUAUCUGUAAGAGAAAAAUCAGAUGAUGAAAUAUCAGAAAUUCUAAUAUCAGAUGAUGAGAAAGUAUCAAAAAAUUCCGUACAACCUUCUACUUCUUCAUCUACAUUUCUACCAAAAUUUACGGAAUCAGAAGAAAGUAGUUCAAGUGAUUUAUUUAUUGAUAACGUUGAAGUUUGUGAAAAUUCAUCAAAUGAAGAGCAAGAUACAUCUACAGCAAAAGAAUCUCAAUCAUUUGUGGGGCAACAAGAAACUAAAAUUACAGAAAACUUGUCUACAAUGAAAGUAUCAAGUAAUAAAUGCUUACAAAACGAAAAUACCACAGAGAGAACUAUUACGUCAAGUAUAUUAAAACAGAAACGUCCAAUUGGAAAAACAUUUCGAAAGGCAAAUAUUAAAAUACCUGAAAAGAGAAUAAGAUUUUAGCCACAUAAGCCACAUUGCAGAAGAUUCUAUUAAUGUUUAAGUAAACAAUAAUUUUGUAAUAAGCAUUUUGAUAAAUAAAGAAAAAAUGUAUUAUUUUCGGUA